AUGGUCAGGAAUCCCGCCAUCGCCGCCUUGGCGACGAGCAAAGCGACAGCGCAUGAAAAGGGGAAGAACAAAGACGAGAAGGAGGAAGCCAGACCGGCCACCACCCCGGACUCCCUCGCGCACCAGUACGGCGGCAACUCCAUCUCCAGCUGGGUGACGCGCCUCCCCGCCUCGUGGGUUCCUUACGUGCAGCUGGCGCGGUUGAACCCCCCUGCGGGCCUUUUUCUGAUCUACUUCCCGCACGUCUUCGGACUGCUGCUGGCUGGUGUACGCCUGCACGCGCCGCUGGGUCCGUCCCUGCGAGCCCAGUAUGGGAUGUUAGCGUCGACUGGUCUGCUCGUGUACGCGCACCAGGACCGUGACGACGACAUCAAGUUCGGGAUCAAGUCGCUUGCCGUGCUGUGUCGGGGGUGGAUGAAAGAGGUUCUCUGGGCCCUGUUGGGCGUGAUGGCACUCUUGUUGGUCAUCUGUGGCGUGAUGGCUGAGCUAUCGGUGUGGUUCUACGUUCUGGGUGUGGGGGGCUCGUCUGUCGCGUUGGCGACCAUGAUAUACAGGGUGCAGUUGGGCGAGAGCGCGAGUUGUUGGUGGUGGUUUGGCAAGGGAUUCUGGUGGGUUGGGUUCGCCAUCUCAGGUGGUCUGCUCGCCGAGUCGGUUGGCGGGAGGUAG
Messenger RNA from Cladophialophora carrionii CBS 160.54, 666 nucleotides. RefSeq lists its product as uncharacterized. Lineage: Eukaryota; Fungi; Ascomycota; Eurotiomycetes; Chaetothyriales; Herpotrichiellaceae. The record is from RefSeq and is a predicted model, not a curated record. Gene Ontology annotation, biological process: ubiquinone biosynthetic process. Gene Ontology annotation, cellular component: mitochondrial inner membrane. The coding region runs from base 1 to 666 and encodes 221 amino acids. The transcript is spliced from 2 exons. Gene Ontology annotation, molecular function: 4-hydroxybenzoate polyprenyltransferase activity.